ACUCUCCAUAACUCUCCCCCUCAUUUUUGUCAACAAACAUGGCAGCUUGCGUGCCUACAUUUCCAAAGCGAUGACUCUAGUAUUUCGCUUCUUCUGCCAAGCAAUGUGCUUGUGUGUAAUGAAAGUAUAGAGAGUAUUGUGGAAUGCACUAUUUCACGCCGACAGUCUGUCGGUCAGCGCUCGUUUGUGCAGCAUUUGUGACCGCUUUCGUGUUUAUUUUGAUCAGCUCCGGCAACCCCUCGUCUCGACGUUCAUACCACUGGGUGCGUCUGAAGCCUGCUAACGAUUGGCAGAAGGCGAAAGGACAUCAGCUGGCCCAUGCAUCGCUGCCGGCGAGGUAUCGUGCUUCCAACGGCACCGAAAACGGACACCAAAGUGAACUGGAGCCCGCGACCGUCGAAGACUUCGACAUUAGCGGUUCGGACGUUAUCGUCCUCCUACAAAUACAAAACGCCGGUGCUAAUUUUUUAGAACGUCGAUUGAUCGAGGACCUUGUGUUACAAAGACCUUGUGCGUGCCGUAGAGGUCGAAAAAUUUGCCACUGCUACAGACCUCACAAGCGCAGUUCGUGGCUCUUCAGUAGGUACACGCUGGGAUGGAAAUGCGGCGUCCAUCCGGACUGGACCGAACUCAAUAGCUGUGUCGAUCGUGUGCUCGACGAGGACGAAGGAGUCCCGACAAAACGCAGAUACUUUUACAUAACAGUGCUGAGAGACCCCGUAGCUCGGUUCCGCAGUGAAUGGCGACGAUUCCACCAGAAUCGAGGUUGGCAUGGCUCCCGGCCUCAUCCUCACUUUUGCUUGGACCAACCGGUGUCGAUGCCUGCUCCCAGUGUGUGCUUCGAAGGAAGAAGACCCGAAAAUAUAACCUUUACCGAGUUUGUAUCCUGCUCGGCAAACCCCGCACUUAACCGGCAUACACACAUGCUUGCGGACCAUGGUCUCAUUGAUGGGUGUCCUCAAAAUGGUUCGGUUGGAAUGUUGCUCACCAAGGAAGACCGUGACUUGGUUCUUUUGACAAGUGCAAAGAAAAAUCUCGAACACAUGGCUUUCUUUGGCCUGGCAGAAUUCCCUCGUCUUUCAGAGUCUCUUUUCGAGGCCACAUUCAAGCUGAAGUUUCGCAGAAGGGCAAGGCCACGUAAAUUUCUGCGUGGUCGGAUGAUGGGACGCGGCCGCGUGGUACCUUCACCCGGUGAAGUUGAACAGGUCACAGCUGCCAAUAGUUUGGACAUCGAAUUGUACAACUAUGCUAAGGAGCUUCUCUUCACAAGAUUUCAUAAACUGAGUGACAGCGAUCCAGCUGUAGAAAAAGAGAGCAACAAUGUAGAUUCCGACGAUGACGAGAACUGGGCAGAAGAGGAGGACUUUUUUGAUAACAUAUAGCAAUAUUUUACUUUAACACCCGAGGUCAUCGCAGCUACAUAGUUGGUCUAUCCCUAUGUGUUAGUACGAAAGAAGAGAAAUAGAUGAAGGGCUCAUGUCUUUGAUAGACGCAACCUUAUGUGUUAAUGUAAAACAAAGAGUGUUCCUAGCUGAUGACCUUCAUUGAAUGAUCAGCCACCCCAUCCCCUGUGCAUGUAUGCGCCAACUAGCCCAUCUUUCUACCGUCGGAACCUACAGUUCUUCAGCAGAAAUUUGUGUCAGCAGCUCUCUUGAAACAGCCAUUAAUGUUUGUAAAUUGCAGCUACAUUUCUAUUGUUGCAAGCUGUUAUUACUGUGUUAAGUGCAGCUUUUACAGAAGCGCCAUGAUGAGCAACUUAUGCGGGUAAUGUUGCAGUUUUUCCUGUGCUGCACCGGAGGCUAAUACCACAGAUUUUGUUUGAAGCAGCUGCUGCAGCCUGUGAAUGUGUUUGCCGUGUUGCACAAUCAGGGGGGAACCUUGGAGUGUAUGGCCACUUACUGUAGUGCUGAUACAAAGUACACUGGGCUGUCACAACACCUAUUUAUGAAUAUCGAUGUAUAUACUCACACUGGCAUAUGGUUUAUCCAGCCACUAUCAUCACAUCUUUGCUUUUGACGUGUCUUGGACGUUCCUCACAUUGCUGUUGUGUCGUAGGGGAAAACAAUACAAGUUGUUACCAUGCAUAGUAUGGUGCCAUAGAAAGAAGUGAAUGUCGCUGUUUGCUGGUGUAUAAAUUCACUAAGCUGUAAGCUUAUAUUUACAUUUUGAAUAUUUAUAUUUUGAUUUUUAGUGCCUGCACCGCUGAACUUGCGCUGCGAAAUCUGAACAUUGCAUGCACAGCCGUGAACCGGUUCCAAUUGGUGCAGGUGAAUUGAACAGACCUCCUAGUUUGUCUUUUUAUUUUAAAUCAAGACAGAAAGAUACCCCAGCACACCAAAUCUGCCAUACUAGCAUCUUUCUUUUUGUUCUUACUGUUGUAUCAGCACGUGGAAUUCCCCCAUGAAAGUCCAUUGUUCAAGUCAUGAAAACAUGUGUUGGCAUUGAAUUUUUACAGAUUUACUGAUACAUACAAUGCUCUGUGUCAGGCCUGGAUGUUGCUUUUGCAAGGGCCUUUAUUUCAUCGUCACGAAAUGCUUUCACAAAAGCCUUUAUAUAAAGUGUCCUUCCAAUACAGUGCAUUCACACGGUCAGUAUAUAUUCAUAUUCUGCAAGUGUGGUUAGAUGGGCCAGUUAGCAAAACAUUCACCUUCUGUGUGUGAGGCCCCAGGUUUGAAACCCAGCACUGCCAAAAGUGCUUAUUAUGUGUUGUUUUGUACAUUAUUUUUUCAUAACAAUUAGUAUUGAUAACAAGAAUAGGGAUGGGCUUGGCAUGGAAGUGCUUACACAUUUAAAUCUUUGUAGUGAAAUCACAGCGCUAGAACGACAUCACAAAGUUUAAAGUAUAUUUCAUUAUUUACACUAUUGUGGCAUAGGAAGCAGCUCAGGUUAUGGGUGAGCAGAAGUGUGGGAGCAGCUGCUCUCCAGAAUUUUUAACCUGCCACGCCGUCACCACAGCUGCAAGGCCUAGAACCUAUCCGUCUACAAAGUUUGCCAAGUUUAGUCUUUGGGUAUCUCAAGGACGCAAUUUAGUUGAUAUUUUCGAACAAAAAUAGAAUAAGUUUGAGAAGAUUUUAUAAUCUGGUGAUUUUAUAGUGAGCUACUGCAGUAACCAAAAUUCUAAAGGCAACAUGAAGUUUCACUUAGUCUAAGUUGGUUAAAAAUUGGCAGUAUGCUGUGGUCAAGCGAGCAUUUCAAAACUCCAGGGCUCGUUGUUAUCUAAUUUUAUUAUAAGCAUACUUCAAAACAGCGCCUAAGUACAUGACGCGUGCUUCUUUAUGGCUGUAGUGUAUGAUGUGCGAAUUUGCCGGCAAGUCGCCCCAGUAUUCUUCAG
This is a messenger RNA of Rhipicephalus microplus (southern cattle tick), 3331 nucleotides long. RefSeq names its product heparan-sulfate 6-O-sulfotransferase 1. The record is from RefSeq and is a predicted model, not a curated record. Gene Ontology annotation, cellular component: membrane. Gene Ontology annotation, molecular function: heparan sulfate 6-sulfotransferase activity. Lineage: Eukaryota; Metazoa; Arthropoda; Arachnida; Ixodida; Ixodidae.